This is a messenger RNA of Cantharellus anzutake, 1848 nucleotides long. RefSeq lists its product as uncharacterized. The transcript is spliced from 13 exons. Gene Ontology annotation, biological process: regulation of proteolysis; proteasome-mediated ubiquitin-dependent protein catabolic process. The record is from RefSeq and is a predicted model, not a curated record. The coding region runs from base 1 to 1848 and encodes 615 amino acids. NCBI's taxonomy places the organism in Eukaryota, Fungi, Basidiomycota, Agaricomycetes, Cantharellales, Hydnaceae. Gene Ontology annotation, cellular component: cytoplasm. Gene Ontology annotation, molecular function: ubiquitin protein ligase binding.
AUGGCAUCGAACUCGAACUCCAUCUCUCUGAAUGUGGGAGACGCGAUUGAAUACACGGAAAGCACGACCGUAACGUUGGAAUGGACUCUUCGUGGAUUGAAGCAGCUCUUCGAUUCGAGUAAGGGCGAAAUGAAGAGUAAAGUAACGAAGAGUGUCAAGUUUGGAGGAGGGCGUUGGCAGGUUCUGUUCUACGCGAACAGUGGGCAUGAGGGAGGGAAUUAUGUUUCACUUUACUUAUCCUGUGAACCUGCGGAAGACGAAAAAGAACGCUCUGUAAACGGAAAGCAAGUUGAUCCGUGGAUUCGGGAAGGACUCUUCAAGUUCAGCUUUGAAAUUCGAAAUGUAAAUCGCGGGGCUCUUACAUCUCCUAAAGAAGCCUGUGAUCACUCCUUUUCAUACAAGACAGCCAAUUGGGGCUGGGCGCAAUUUGCUAAGCGAGACGCAGUCUUCUACACUCCUAAUACCGUUCGACAUGUUGAUGCGUUCCUUGUCAUAUGCAACAUCACAUCUGCAUCUGCUGCCCCAAGUGCUGUGUCCCCUACCCCCGUCAGGACAGUGCCGCGAGGACUCCUGGACGCCGUUGGGGAUAUGUUAGAUGAUCCUACGUAUUCUGAUGUGUGUUUCGUUUUGCCGGCGAAAAAGCGGAGAGGUGUUAGGGGGAAGGUGGGAAAGCCCAAGACUAUCUACGCGGCCAGAAAGAUACUCCAAAGAGUUGACUAUUUUCAUACUAUGUUUUCUUCCGGCUUUGCUGAAGGUAUAACUGAUGGUCACAAUGCCGGAAAAAUAUCCAACGGGGCGUAUAGACGUUCUUAUCGAGGGGCAGACUCCAUAUCACUUUCUGUGGCCUCUGGAGACUACGGCUAUGAUCAUGAAGAUAACCAAGAAGAUGACUAUGACGGCUACACUGACUAUUGGUCACAAGAUCCAUUCGAGGAUUCGGAUGAGGACUCUUCGGACGAGGAAUUCGAUGCAUCAGGAGACCACGAUCCACCAUCAAACCACCAGGAAGCUGUGAUAGCUGACGUAGAUGAGGAAUCGCCCGGCCCUCAAACGCCUGCUGGGGAUCUGUCGGCCUCGCAACGAAGCGGAAGAUAUGCGGACGAUUUAAAAAGAAGCUCUGGGUUUGCUCCCCGAAAUAGAUCAGGUGGUCAUUCCCCUCAUCCAAGACCAAUUGUGGAUGAAGCAAUCAUUCCAGGCCCGAAGAAGACAAAGGUCAUCGUCAAGGAAUGUGAAUAUGCGACUUAUUAUGCUGUUCUUUACUAUUUGUACACCGACUCCAUAGUCUUCUCCCCUCUCACAUCUGACUUCACCUCAAAGUCCACGAGUGCGUCCCCAACAGGGUUACAGAACCUCCCAGACACUGUGCGAUCCUCAUCCUCCGGAUCUCCGCAAGGCGUUGGGGUUGGUGGCGAGGGUUUUGAGAGUCCCCAUCGUUCUAGGAAAGAAUGGAUCCGGAGUUGGGCUGCCACAAAUCCGGGAAGACCGCGCCCCUGCUCGGCGAAGGCUUGUUAUAGAUUGGCGGACAAGCUUGGCUUGACGGAGUUGAAGGCUCGUGCAUUCCAGCACAUCGUCAAGAGCCUCUCUGUCAACAACAUAUCCUUCGAAAUCUUCUCCUCAUUUUCAGCUGCAUUCGAGGACGUACGCAAGGUACAAGUGGACUUUUUCCUCGCUAACUGGUCCGAGAUCAAAUCCAGCGAGGCGAUGAGGGACGUAUUCCGGCAAGUUCGUCUAGGUAGACACCCUGGCUUCGGUAUGUUUUGGCCACUCAUAAUAAUGAACUUGGAGUUUGUACCUCGACCUUUACCAGAAGUCGGUGUGGACGGUCCGAAAGAUGUGUUACCUGCGUAG